AUGGGCUGUGUGCAAUGUAAGGAUAAAGAAGCAACAAAACUGACUGACGAGAGGGAUGGCAGUUUAACUCAAAGCUCAGGCUACCGCUAUGGGACAGAUCCCACUCCGCAGCACUAUCCUAGCUUUGGUGUGACUUCAAUCCCAAACUACAACAACUUCCAUGCCACAGGAGGCCAAGGACUGACUGUGUUCGGUGGAGUCAAUUCCUCCUCUCAUACAGGGACACUGCGUACAAGAGGAGGAACAGGUGUAACUCUUUUUGUGGCGCUUUAUGACUAUGAAGCAAGAACAGAAGAUGACCUGAGUUUUCACAAAGGAGAAAAAUUUCAAAUACUUAACAGCUCGGAAGGAGACUGGUGGGAGGCUCGGUCCCUGACAACAGGCGAAACUGGUUACAUUCCCAGUAAUUAUGUGGCUCCAGUCGAUUCCAUCCAAGCAGAGGAGUGGUACUUUGGCAAACUUGGCCGAAAAGAUGCUGAGAGGCAGCUGUUGUCAUUUGGAAACCCCAGAGGUACCUUCCUGAUCCGGGAAAGUGAAACUACCAAAGGUGCCUAUUCCCUGUCUAUUCGAGACUGGGAUGAUAUGAAAGGCGAUCACGUCAAACAUUAUAAGAUUCGUAAACUUGACAAUGGUGGAUAUUAUAUCACAACUCGGGCACAAUUUGAAACUCUUCAGCAGCUGGUUCAGCAUUAUUCAGAGAGAGCUGCAGGUCUUUGCUGCCGCUUAGUAGUCCCCUGUCAUAAAGGAAUGCCAAGGCUUACUGAUCUGUCUGUCAAAACCAAAGAUGUCUGGGAAAUCCCACGAGAAUCCCUACAGUUGAUCAAGAGACUGGGAAAUGGGCAGUUUGGGGAAGUAUGGAUGGGUACAUGGAAUGGAAAUACUAAAGUGGCUAUCAAGACCCUGAAGCCUGGCACUAUGUCUCCAGAAUCUUUCUUAGAGGAAGCCCAAAUCAUGAAGAAGUUAAAACAUGACAAACUGGUCCAACUUUAUGCUGUGGUAUCUGAAGAACCUAUCUAUAUUGUCACGGAGUACAUGAGCAAAGGGAGUUUGCUAGAUUUCUUAAAAGAUGGAGAAGGAAGAGCUUUAAAAUGCACCGAUUGCGUUCCGUGCCUCUCGCAGGUGGCUGCAGGAAUGGCGUACAUCGAGCGAAUGAAUUACAUACACAGAGAUCUGCGGUCUGCAAACAUUCUGGUGGGGAAUGGCCUAAUAUGCAAGAUCGCCGACUUCGGAUUGGCAAGACUGAUUGAAGACAAUGAAUAUACGGCCAGACAAGGUGCAAAGUUUCCCAUUAAAUGGACUGCGCCAGAAGCGGCAUUGUAUGGAAGGUUCACAAUAAAGUCGGACGUGUGGUCUUUUGGGAUCCUACUGACAGAGCUGGUAACAAAAGGGAGAGUGCCAUACCCAGGCAUGAAUAACCGUGAAGUCUUGGAGCAAGUAGAACGUGGUUAUCGGAUGCCAUGUCCUCAGGACUGUCCCAUCUCCUUGCACGAGCUUAUGAUUCACUGCUGGAAAAAAGACCCAGAGGAGCGUCCAACUUUCGAGUAUUUGCAGGGUUUCCUUGAAGACUACUUCACUGCAACAGAACCCCAGUACCAGCCCGGCGACAACCUGUAAAUCCCUGGUCUCCAGACUCUGUCAUGAAUUACCAGGUGUUUCUCAGCCCUGCCCCACCUGCCCUUCAGCUUCCAACUCCGUGAUCGACUUCUCCAGAGUGCAGCAUCUUCCAGCACCGCCGUGCACGGGAGGGUCUGAAGCUGGGAACUUCCGCAGCCCUUGCCUAUGACCACUUGUCCUAAUAAUCUGAAUGUUCUGGAUGAAAAGGAGAAAAACACUCGUUUUUUCUUAAUCAAAGACUCCAAAACUGCAUUGUAUUGAUGUUAUGUAAACUGCAAAACCUCUGUUCAUUGUAAAUAGUAACUCAGUGCCAAUAACUGAUCCUAGUGCUUUCCUUUUUUUAAAAUGCAAAACCUAUGUGAUUUUAACUAGUCUCCUCCUGAUUCAACUAAAAGUAUUAUUUUCCAGAAGUGGCCUCUUUGUCUAAAACAU
This is a messenger RNA of Phaethon lepturus (White-tailed tropicbird), 2046 nucleotides long. It is a transcript of the gene FYN, whose product is annotated as FYN proto-oncogene, Src family tyrosine kinase. Gene Ontology annotation, cellular component: extrinsic component of cytoplasmic side of plasma membrane. The transcript has 11 exons. Bases 1 to 1614 code for a protein of 537 amino acids. Lineage: Eukaryota; Metazoa; Chordata; Aves; Phaethontiformes; Phaethontidae. Gene Ontology annotation, biological process: protein phosphorylation; T cell receptor signaling pathway; cell surface receptor protein tyrosine kinase signaling pathway. Gene Ontology annotation, molecular function: signaling receptor binding; non-membrane spanning protein tyrosine kinase activity; ATP binding. The record is from RefSeq and is a predicted model, not a curated record.